Messenger RNA from Pristis pectinata (smalltooth sawfish), 2119 nucleotides. Its product is annotated as annexin A4-like. Gene Ontology annotation, cellular component: cytoplasm. Gene Ontology annotation, molecular function: calcium ion binding; calcium-dependent phospholipid binding. NCBI's taxonomy places the organism in Eukaryota, Metazoa, Chordata, Chondrichthyes, Rhinopristiformes, Pristidae. The record is from RefSeq and is a predicted model, not a curated record. Bases 136 to 1098 code for a protein of 320 amino acids. The transcript has 13 exons.
ACAGAGAUGUCCCCGCCCAGGUUUUGCAUAUAUAAAAAGUGAGCAGCCAUUUUCAUUCUGGAAUGUUUACAAAGAUUCUAAAUCCAAGAAGGUAGAUCAUUUUCUCCACUUCAAGAAUUCUUGUAUUCUGUUACCAUGGCAGCUGUUGGACAACGAGGCACAGUCAAGGAAUUUCCUGGGUUCAAUUCCCAGGAAGAUGCUGCCAAAUUAAGAAAAGCAAUGAAAGGUUUAGGUACUGAUGAAGAUGCUAUUAUUGAAGUAUUGGCCAAAAGAACUAUCGCCCAGAGGCAGCAGAUCAAACUGGACUUCAAGACUGCCUUUGGCAGGGACUUGAUUAGUGAUCUUAAGUCUGAAAUAUCUGGGAACUUUGAGAAGGUGGUUCUUGGACUGAUGAUGACUCCCGUCUUGUAUGAUGCACAUGAACUGAAGAAUGCAAUAAAGGGCGCUGGUACGGAUGAAGGUUGUUUGAUUGAAAUUUUGGCUUCGCGGAAUAAUCGCGAAAUCCAGCAGAUUGUUGCCACUUACAAGAAAGAAUUUGGCAACAGUCUGGAGGACGAUAUCUGUGGGGACACUUCUCACAUGUUCCAAAGAGUGCUCGUGUCCCUAGCAACGGGAAACAGAGAUGAAGGAGAUCAUGUAGAUGAGCAGCAAGCCAAGAAGGAUGCACAGAUACUGUAUGAUGCUGGUGAGAAACAAUGGGGAACGGAUGAAGUUGCAUUCUUGAGCAUUCUCUGUAUUAGGAACCCAUUUCAUUUGAAAAGAGUAUUUGAAGAGUAUAAGAAGAUUGCUAACAAGGACAUUGAGGCCAGCAUUAAGGGAGAGAUGUCUGGCAGCCUUGAAAAUGCUUUAUUGGCAAUUGUUAAGAACAUGAAGAACCAACCUGCUUACUUUGCUGAGAGGCUGUACAAGUCCAUGAAGGGAGCUGGUACAGAAGACAGCACCUUGAUCAGGGUGAUGGUGUCCCGGUGUGAAGUUGACAUGCUGGACAUUAGAGAGGCGUUUCAAAGGAUGUAUGGAAAGUCAUUGUAUUCCUUUAUCAAGGGUGAUUGUUCUGGAGAUUACAAGAAGAUCCUCCUCCAACUGUGUGGCGGUGAAUAAUUUAAGCAGCUUCCUGUGUCAUUUCAAGGUGGAAUGGAUUGAAGACCCUGCAAAACAGAGUGGCUAUGCCCCUCAUUUAGUGACUUGCUUUAAUUAUAUGCUUAUUGGGCCUUAACUCUUUUGCCUUAAUUAUGAUCUUGAAAUAUGCUAUUCUAAUCAAUGCAUUUAAAUAUGGAAAGCUAAUAUGAAAUGCUAAGCAGCUGCACUAUGUACAAAUCAACUCCGAGACCUUAUUGCAAAACUGGACAUACACUCAAGUCAUUAGUAAAUUGCUAUUCUUCAAAGCUCCAGUGCUGAUCUGAACUUUGAUAGCUGGGGCAUGCCAUUUCUAGCUUUUAAAUGGCCUUCCACUCUUGGAUGAAAAGGGAUGGAUCAAGCAAUGCAUACAAUCUACUACAGUGUGAAAUAAAGAGCAAUAGCUUAGAGGAUGUGAUUUGAAACACUAAAUUUAAAGCUAAUAUUCAGCGCUAUUGAAUCCUGGCUCCUGGUCCAAUGAAGUAACAUCUUGCAUCUUAAACUUAAUGUUAGAAAAUACUGAAGGGGAUGCAAAGACGGCCCUGCCGUGUUUUGGACCCCAGUCUGAAAUCUCUCAAAAUAGUUUCAUAGGUCAAACAGAGUUGUUCUCUGGGUUGUGUUUUCUCCUUAACUAUGGUGCAGUGAGGAAUCCCCUCAGCUAUAUAAAUCUUAGCUGGGAGCAGGGGGUGUAAAUUACUGAGAAUCUACAAUUGAGUAAUGAAAGUGUACAGGAUGCCUGUAACAACAUUUUACAAAUUCAAAUAGAUUGUACACAAAUCAAUUGUAUUGUCUUGGAUGAACAUCUCUGGCUGUGUAAUUUGUCAGAUGCCACCUGUAAAUAGUUAAAUUUUGCAUGAGUACCACUUUGAAAACUGGAAGCAGUGAGCCAUUGCAGUAAUCUACCUGUUGUAAUUCAAGGCUGUUCUAUUCAAAUAGUACAUUCCAUUUUAAUUGUACUGAUACAUUACAAUCCUAUUCCAAUAUAAACACUUGAAGAAAAUUCUUA